Molecule: messenger RNA, 2042 nt
Organism: Tuber melanosporum (Perigord truffle)
Lineage: Eukaryota; Fungi; Ascomycota; Pezizomycetes; Pezizales; Tuberaceae
Exons: 12
Coding region: 204-1895 (563 amino acids)
Molecular function (GO): thiamine pyrophosphate binding; carboxy-lyase activity; magnesium ion binding
Source: RefSeq, a predicted model, not a curated record
GAGGAUUGUCUGUCUGCCAGUUUUUGUUCGCUCCACUAUUUAAGCAUUAGUAGCUGUACUCGUACUGCGAGCCUGAGGCCCUUGGAACUCACUCACCGAUCUUUCUUUCUUCCAUCGUUGCUUGUGAUAUUGGUCUUGCUGCUUUAUUUGAAUCAUCCCUUAUCCAAUUGGUUUGUCUCUCGUGGGAAACGGUUUGCUUCAUCAUGGCUCCUUCAGGGAAUAUCUCGAUUGUUUUGUACCUCUUUAAGCGCCUUCACGAACUUGGGGGCGAUUUCAAUCUUUCCGCAUUGGAUCUACUUCCCGAUGCUGGUUUGUAUUGGGUGGGGAACUGUAACGAACUCAAUGCUGCUUAUGCUGCAGAUGGUUACGCUAGGAUCAAGGGAAUUUCAGCGUUGAUCACAACAUUUGGAGUUGGCGAACUUUCCGCACUUGCGGGCGUUGCGGGGUCCUUCAGCGAGCAUGUUCCUGUAGUUCAUAUCGUCGGUAUCCCUAAUACAAUUGCACAAAGGAAUGGUCUUUUGCUCCAUCACACCCUUGGAAAUGGUGACUUUACGGUCUUUCAGAAUAUGUCGAGGAAUAUCUCUGUGACAUCGACCAUCUUGAAUGAUCCUCACAGAGCUGCUUCGGAGAUUGAUCGUGUGCUUUCGGCUUGCUGGGUUAAGGCUAGACCAUCCACGGCAGGUCUCCCCACUGACAUUGCCCCUGCGGAAAUACCAGCAGCUCACCUCGACACUCCCCUCGACUUGAAGAUCCCCGACAAUGAGCCCGAGACCGAAUCCGAAGUGGUCGACGAAAUCACUCGCCUAAUGUACAACUCCAAAAACACCAUCAUCCUCGCAGAUGCCUGUGCAAUUCGUCAUCGUGUGCUGGACGAGCUCCAUGAACUCGUCGAAAAGACACGGCUCCCCACAUUCGUCUCACCGAUGGGCAAGGGUGCCGUCAAUGAAGAGCUCGAAUGGUAUGGGGGAGUCUACGUCGGAGAUGUCAGUAGGGACGAAGUUAGGCAACGUGUGGAUGACGCCGAGCUCAUCUUGUAUGUCGGCGGUUUGCAAAGCGACUUCAACUCUGGUGGCUUCACAUAUAGGAUCUCUAGGAAGAAUACUGUCGAGUUCCACAGUGACCACAUGAAAGUCCGAUACUCCGAGUUUCCAGGGAUCCAGAUGCAGCCGGUUCUUAGGAAGUUGUUAGAUAAACUUGACUAUUCAAAGGUCCAAACACACUCCGUUCCGGACGUUUCGAAUGUUAUCCCGCACAAAGUCCAAGAGUCUGUUUCACAGGAGAUCAAUCAUGCAUGGCUUUGGCCGAGAGUUGGACAGUGGCUUAGGGAAGGUGAUGUGAUUAUCACAGAAACUGGAACAUCGAAUUUCGGUAUCUGGGAGACUCGCUUCCCAAAGAACGUAACGGCUAUCUCACAGGUCCUCUGGGGAUCUAUUGGAUACUCGGUUGGGGCAUUGCAGGGCGCAGCACUGGCCUGCAAAGAAAAAUAUCCAGAAAGAAGAGUGAUUCUCUUCGUCGGUGACGGCUCACUACAACUGACUGUCCAGGAAAUUAGCACUAUGAUCAGACAUGGGCUUAAACCGAUAAUCUUCGUUAUCAACAACAAAGGAUACACAAUCGAACGCAUGAUCCACGGAAUGAAAGCAAUUUAUAACGAUAUCCAACCCUGGAACCACACCGACCUACUCAGCCUCUUUGGUGCAGACCCCUCAGAUGCAAUGUCCUACCUGUGCAAGUCGAAGACUGAGCUCGAGAAUCUGUUCAAGGACGAGAAGUUCUCUAGUGCUCCUUAUAUCCAGUUGGUGGAAAUAUUCAUGCCGUGGCAGGAUGCUCCAAGGGCACUUAUUAAGAUUGGCCGGGUUACGGCAAGUUUGAAUGAGGGAAGUGGGAGUGGGUAAUAAUAAUGGAGAAAAGAAGGCGGAGGAAGACAAGAGGAGAGGAGAAGGAAGGAAGAUUGUGUACUCGCACAGUAACUUAGUGCAUGGGAAUGGCAUCAGCGACAGAAGAACAAAUAGGAAGAUAACAAACACUACGGUCACCUAUGA